Messenger RNA from Penicillium subrubescens, 1104 nucleotides. RefSeq names its product protein MEMO1. The record is from RefSeq and is a predicted model, not a curated record. The transcript has 3 exons. The coding region runs from base 1 to 1104 and encodes 367 amino acids. NCBI's taxonomy places the organism in Eukaryota, Fungi, Ascomycota, Eurotiomycetes, Eurotiales, Aspergillaceae.
AUGGCUUCCAGAGAGGCCACUCAUGCCAACUCCUGGUACUCUGGCAGUGCUCGAACCCUGACUCGUGAGCUGGACGCCUGGCUGGCUCAAGUGCCAGAGUCCUUGGAUAAGGUUGGAUCGCUGCCAGUGCCUGGAGCUCGAGUGAUUAUUGCUCCACAUGCGGGGUAUUCCUACUCAGGACCAUGUGCAGCCUUCGCAUACAAGGCCCUUGAUCUAUCCAAGGCAAAGCGCAUUUUCAUCUUGGGCCCAUCGCACCAUUACCCACUGUCAACGCUGGCACUGCCUCAAGUCACCUCUUACGAGACCCCGCUCUCGAACGACCCGCUGCCACUUGAUACCGAGCUUAUCAGUAAGCUCCUAAUUACACAGGCAACCAAAGCAGAUGGAUCGAAAAUGCGAUUCAAAACCAUGAGCCAGUCUGUCGAUGAGGAUGAGCAUAGUAUUGAGAUGCACUUACCAUACAUCCAUCGCCUGCUACAGCUACAGUUCCCAAACACUCCGACGGCAGAGUACCCACCCCUGGUCCCCAUCAUGGUGGGAAGUACCUCUGCCGCGACAGAGCAGGCAUUUGGCACACUGCUAGCCCCGUACCUAGCAGACUCAACCAAUGCCUUUGUGAUUAGCUCGGACUUUUGCCACUGGGGUCUGCGCUUCCGCUAUACAUACUACGUGCCACAGGCUCCUAAGCCAGGACCAGUACUUCCACUGUCUAGUGAGGAGCUACCACAGCCCGGACAAGAUCCUGACGAUGUCUUGAAGAGUAUCGAUUCGGUCUGCGCGGGCCAUAACUUGCAGCGACGUGACCGGGUCUCGGGGACAGCACCCGCUAUUCACGAGAGUAUCUCUGCAUUUGAUAUUGCGACUAUGACGGCUAUCACCACUGGAUCGGCCCGCACGUUCCUCGACACUAUUGAGCGCACUGGGAAUACAGUCUGUGGUCGACAUCCGAUUGGAGUGAUUAUGGCCGCACUUGAAGUUGUGACGGCGAGCCAACCCGAGAGCGGGAAGGGUCUCUUCCAUUUCAUUCGGUACGAGCGUAGCUCAGAUGCGGUGGAUGUGCAGGACAGUUCUGUUAGCUACGUCUCUGCUGUGGCAAUUCUCUAA